This is a messenger RNA of Sorex fumeus (smoky shrew), 4614 nucleotides long. It is a transcript of the gene ITGB6, whose product is annotated as integrin subunit beta 6. Gene Ontology annotation, biological process: integrin-mediated signaling pathway; cell adhesion mediated by integrin; cell-matrix adhesion. Bases 147 to 2513 code for a protein of 788 amino acids. NCBI's taxonomy places the organism in Eukaryota, Metazoa, Chordata, Mammalia, Eulipotyphla, Soricidae. Gene Ontology annotation, cellular component: cell surface; integrin alphav-beta6 complex; focal adhesion. Gene Ontology annotation, molecular function: integrin binding. The transcript has 16 exons. The record is from RefSeq and is a predicted model, not a curated record.
GGUGACACCAGAGUGUUAUAAAUCUGUUCAUUACCACAACAAGGAUAAAUGUUAUUUCUGCCAAAGAUUUUUGAUAACGGGUGCACUAAUGCAUCUCAGCACUUCCUGAAAUUAAAGGUCUGCCCUGAGAGCGAGAACUGAAACGAAUGGGGAUCGAACUGCUCUGCCUGUUCUUUCUAAUUCUAGGAAGGAAUGAUCACGUACAAGGUGGCUGUGCUGCUGGAGGUGCAGAGACCUGUGAAGACUGCUUACUCAUUGGACCUCAAUGUGCCUGGUGUGCUCAGGAGAAUUUUACUCACCCAUCUGGAGUUGGUGAAAGGUGUGAUACCUCAGCAAAUCUUUUAGCUAAAGGAUGUCAACUAAAUUUCAUAGAAAACCCUGUAUCCCAAGUAGAAAUACUUACAAAUAAGCCUCUCAGUAUAGGAAGACAGAAGAAUAGUUCUGACAUUGUUCAGAUAUCACCUCAAAGCUUGAUCCUUAAAUUGAGACCAGGCAGUGAGCAGACUCUGCAAGUGCAAGUUCGCCAGACUGAGGAUUACCCAGUGGACUUGUAUUACCUCAUGGACCUCUCAGCCUCCAUGGAUGAUGACCUCAACACAAUCAAGAAGCUGGGAUCCCUUCUUUCCAAGGAGAUGUCAAAAUUAACUAGCAAUUUUAGACUAGGCUUUGGUUCUUUUGUGGAAAAACCUGUCUCCCCUUUUAUAAAAACAACACCAGAAGAAAUCUCUAAUCCUUGCAGUAGUAUUCCAUACUUAUGCUUACCUACAUUUGGAUUCAAGCACAUUUUGCCAUUGACAAAAGAUGCUGAAAAAUUCAAUGAAAUUGUGAAGAAUCAGAAAAUUUCAGCUAACAUUGACACGCCUGAAGGAGGAUUUGAUGCAAUAAUGCAAGCUGCUGUAUGUAAGGAAAAAAUUGGCUGGCGUAAUGACUCCCUCCAUCUCCUGGUCUUUGUGAGCGAUGCUGAUUCUCAUUUUGGAAUGGACAGCAAAUUGGCAGGCAUUGUUAUUCCUAAUGAUGGGCUUUGUCAUUUGGACAACAAGAAUGAAUAUUCAAUGUCAACUGUUUUGGAAUAUCCAACUAUUGGACAACUCAUUGACAAACUGGUGCAAAAUAAUGUGUUACUGAUUUUUGCUGUAACUCAAGAACAAGUUCACUUAUAUGAGAAUUAUGCAAAACUCAUUCCUGGAGCCACAGUAGGGCUGCUUCAGAAGGACUCUGGAAAUAUUCUCCAGCUGAUCAUUUCCGCUUAUGAAGAAAUACGAUCCGAGGUGGAAUUGGAAGUAUUGGGAGAUACGGAAGGACUCAACCUGUCAUUCAUGGCUAUCUGCAACAAUGGAACUGUCUUCCCACACCAAAAGAAGUGCUCCCACAUGAAGGUGGGGGACACAGCCUCAUUCAACGUGACUGUGAGCAUCCCCAACUGUGAGAGAAGAAACAGGCACAUUGUCAUAAAGCCUGUGGGGCUGGGGGACACCCUAGAAAUUCUUGUCAGUCCAGAAUGCAACUGCAACUGUCAGAAAGAAGUGGAAAUGAACAGCUCCAAAUGCCAUAAUGGCAACGGCUCCUUCCAGUGUGGGGUGUGUGUGUGCAACCCCGGCCACAUGGGCCCUCACUGCGAGUGUGGGGAGGACAUGCUGAGCACAGAUUCCUGCAAAGAGUCCCCAGAACACCUCUCAUGCAACGGAAGAGGCGAUUGCUACUGUGGACAGUGCAUCUGUCACUUGUCUCCCUAUGGAAACAUUUAUGGGUCUCACUGCCAGUGUGACAAUUUCUCCUGCGUGAGACACAAAGGGCUGCUCUGCGGAGACAAUGGCGAUUGUGACUGUGGUGAAUGUGUGUGCAGGAGCGGUUGGAUGGGCGAGUACUGCAACUGCACCACCAGUACAGAUGCCUGCCUCGCUGAAGAUGGGCUGUUGUGCAGUGGGCGAGGUGACUGCGUCUGUGGCAAGUGUGUUUGCACCAACCCUGGUGCCUCCGGACUGACCUGCGAGCGAUGCCCCACCUGUGGCGAGCCCUGUAACUCUAAACGGAGCUGUAUCGAAUGUCACUUAUCUGCAGAUGGCCAGAUCAAAGAAGAAUGUGUUGACAAGUGCAUAUUAGCUGGUGUGAUCAUCAAUGAAGAUGAAGAUUUCUCAAAGAAUACUUCAGUUUCCUGUUCUCUGCAAGGAGAAAAUGAAUGUCUUAUUACAUUCCUAAUAACUACAGAUAAUGAGGGCAAAACCAUCAUUCACAAUAUCAGUGAGAAAGACUGUCCAAAGCCCCCAAACAUUCCCAUGAUCAUGUUGGGAGUCUCAUUGGCUAUUCUUAUCAUUGGUGUUGUCCUACUCUGCAUUUGGAAGCUGCUGGUUUCAUUUCAUGAUCGUAAAGAAGUUGCCAAAUUUGAAGCAGAACGAUCAAAGGCAAAGUGGCAAACGGGAACCAAUCCACUGUACAGAGGCUCCACCAGUACCUUUAAAAAUAUAACCUAUAAACACAGAGAAAAACAAAAGCUGAACCUUUCCACGGAUGGAUAGAGCUACUUUAUGAAUGGGAAAAGUCUGUUUCACAGAUAUAAGACAUUAAUACAUUAUUUAAUUCUCCUUUCUUUGUUGCUUCAAUAUAAGGUUGGUUUAAAAUAGGUCAUCUGGAAAUCAUCAUUCUCUGUAUAGAGGUUGAGACUCUAUUGCCAGGUUUAAAUAAUCAAAAUGAGAAAUAUUAGCAAAAGACUGAGUUUGGGGAUUAUUUGAGGAAUAUAACUAUGUUGCAUUUAAUACCUAAAAAAUUAUCAAAAUGCUUCAUGGGCACCUGAUUAUUCAUUUGAAAAAGGUUUUGAUUUAGAAUUUCAUCUAUUGCAAGAAUAUAGCUACUUGAAAUCUUUGGCUCAGCAAAGUCACAAGGUCCAUAUGCUCAUAUUACAUCCUCAUACUUGCCAAUUAAUUCUAAACUUUUAUUAGCUCAGUCAUUUCAUGAAAAGGUUUUUAAUUAUGAGAAAAAUGUGAUUCUUAUUUAAUUUCUGCUGAGACCAUAGAAUUCUUCUAAAGAUGUCCAAAGCAUAAAAAUGAAAACUGUGUUAAUAGUUUCUAUGAAUUUGUAUGAACCUAGGAGUCAAGUAAACAAACAUGUAGUUUAUUUGUUUUACAGAUGAAGUAGCAGUAAAUUAUAAAUUAGGAAUUAAUAUUUUUUAAAAAAUAAAAAGUCUAUCAAUUAGUUUGUUAUCUGGGAAACCAAGUAUAGAGUUUGUUUCUCAGAUAACAAACUAAAUAAUUUGUUUCCCUCUAGACACUGAAUUUCAAACAACUCUUACUUUACUGGUAUUUCUCUAUUUAUCCUAGUCAGUUUCAGAGACUUCCAAACCUUGUACUUAAAAUUUGAAAGUUUUAAUUAAUUGUUUUUUUAAAAAAAUUACCUUAAAUGGUUAUAUCAUUUAUUCAAAAAGAGCUCUAGUAAUAUAAAAGGAAGGUUAAACAGAAUAAAAACUUAAAUGGGUUUUAAAUCAAACACAUCAGGAGUGCUUCAGACUCUCAUGAAUAAUCAGCUUUUAUCUAAAUUUUCUUCCCAUGAGAACUGCAUAACCUACAAGUUGCAUAACCCAGUGUGUACUUCUCAACUGCAUCUGGUGAAUAUGCAUCAUCUAUCUACUUUUAGCUUGUAAAAUUUGAUUUGCAAAAGAGAUAUGGGUAAAUAGAGAUACAUAACUUGAAAAGUGGGACUGACUGUAGAAUAUUAUUUCUUCUGCUUUAUACUGCUUUACAAGGCACUUUUGUCUCAUAUGAUCCUCAUAAGUAACCGAAGAUUCAGAGAGUGAGUAGAAAAACUAAGCCCUGAAUCUUAAUUUUCUAAUUCUUUGCAUGCUCUCUUUCUAUGGUACAGAUUGAGUCUUGUCAGUAAAAUGAUUGGUGGUUUCUGUUAGUUAAGCAAUAACUAUCAUUGUUUGUUGAAAAUUACUAAGACUAAACAGAUAGUAUUCAAACUACUGGAACAUGGGUGAGGUAUUGUACUUUUGUGCAUUAUUUAUUAUAUUUGGGUUCAUCAUAAUGUGAAGCUUAUACUAGGCAAAUAGUUUGUUAUGUAAGGAAGGCUUUGUGUUUCUCCAUUGAAUUGGCACAAAGUAAUCUAUGAUGUUACUUCAAUUUUCCCAGAUAUAUCUGUACACAUUUAAACACUGGAAACUUUUUUCUAUUUUUAUAUAGCUCAGGUUACUUAUACCAUUGGGGAACAUACAGCUAUAUUUAAUUAAUUGCUAAACAAUCACCUUGCAAAUCAGAAGAGCUAUAUACCUUCUAUGUUCCAGACUGCACUCAAGGUCUAGCUAAAACCUUGAACACGAAGAAAAUGACAAUACUCAAGACACAGCAGUAGUUUUAACUCUCCAUGUGAUUUUUUAAUAUUAUUGUUAGAUUUAAGAUUUUACAAAAUAUAAGCUUCCUUUGUGUGUAUAUAGGGGAAAGUAGUGAAGAGUCUGGUAUUUCUCUGAAUAUGGUUUUGAUCCAAGGCUGGUCCUUGAAAAUGUCAAAACUUUAACAGUAGUACUUCUGUUCAAUGAAGAGAUAUGUUACAUAAAAACAAAACGGGUUUUUUGUUUGUUGUUUUAUUGUGUUUUGUGUUGCUAUAAAUAAACGUGAUAAUUUAAACAUA